Molecule: messenger RNA, 6131 nt
Organism: Paramormyrops kingsleyae
Lineage: Eukaryota; Metazoa; Chordata; Actinopteri; Osteoglossiformes; Mormyridae
Gene: znf423
Product: zinc finger protein 423
Biological process (GO): regulation of transcription by RNA polymerase II
Cellular component (GO): nucleus
Molecular function (GO): RNA polymerase II cis-regulatory region sequence-specific DNA binding; DNA-binding transcription activator activity, RNA polymerase II-specific
Source: RefSeq, a predicted model, not a curated record
ACAAAAAAAUCUCCUCCUUAAAUAUACAAUUUUAUAAAAUUGUGUCAGUUUGCUUUCGUCCCUCCUAGUGUGAGAACAAGGCGAAUAGUGACAGAGCAGUGAGCGAGUGGGGAAAGUAAGUAGGGAAGGAGCGAAAGGCGAAUCCAGUCCGUCUUUUUAUCCCGCUCGCCGCCGAGUUCCUCGAAGCUCCGUGUUUUGGCCCCGAUCUGCGCUCCAAGUUAAGCUGUAGUUUCCAUGGCUGACCAUGGUUUGGUGCUGUUGGCUCUCUCUGUCUGCUCAACCCAGGCUGUGCGGAGCUCCCUGCGGGAUCACAGCGCUCCCCCGCCGGGACCCUACUCUCACAUCCUCCUGCUGGGACUCGGCUACAUUUCCAGCCAAGCCUGGCUUUAUUAUGUGUGUCUGCACUGCAGCCGCGCCAGCAGUCGGAUCGGGAGGCGGAGGGAAGACCAGAGUCAGGACAAAGAAAAAGGGAGAGAGAGGCUAGCGACCGCAAACAUUUCUGUUUUUGAGGAAUUUAAAAUAAAGCGGAGAAAAAAAUCCUAAAUACAAUCCCCGCGGGUGAGAAUGCUGGCUGAGACAGCGAUGUCCAUAUCGCAGCCUGUAAAAUAACGGAGGUGCGAGAUGGCUCGAUGCAAGUAGGACCAGGGCAAAAAUAUAUAUCGCAGUAUUUACUAUAACUGCACCGCGGAGCAGGCACGACGGGCGACGACAGGAGGAGAGAGAGAGAAAACAACGCCAAGCUCCUUUAAUCAAAAUUAUAUAAUUGCUCAAUUAAGGUAAUCAGAUCACCGAGACGCGCUGGCACCUUUUCCCACGGACAAUCAGGUGUUACGGUACCGCUGUAAAAUUCUGGCCCCCGCGACGCAACUUGCAAGUCGGACUGCGCGCACCGGUUUGAAGCCGCUGCACCGCAAGCGAGCGCUUUCUGCGCCGAACAAAAGGACCGCCGGGCGGCCGGCUAAGCAAUCGCCAAGUUAUCCGGACAGAUCUACAGGUUGAGCCGAAGAAGUUGCACUUAGAGAGGAAAGGGGGAGCAGAUCCAGGAAUAAAGCUUUCUGUCUUUGUUUUAAACUGGCUUCCGCUUUAUUUCCAGUGCUGCCACACUCCUCCAGCUACUAGAGACUGAAGUUGCCGCAUUGCAACAGGCAAAGAAGUAGAGGGGGAAAAAGAUCAAGUCAAUCAACCCCUCUAUAUGUUUGUAUACUGGUAAAGGCAAUAGAUCGGCGAAGAGGAAAAAAAAGAUACCGCAUUAAGACGGAGAUGUCUAGGAGAAAACAGGCCAAACCGCGCUCCGUUAAAGCAGUAGAGGAAGGCGAGUCGUCGGAGUUUGCCGGAACCUGGGAAUCCUCCUCCGCGCACACAGAUGUUCCUGGGCCGGAUGGCGACUCUGACCCAAAGGAGUGUCGGGGGGGUCUGGAGGAUGGCGAGCAGAGCGUCACCAGCCAGGAUGAGCGAAUGGCCGACGACGAUCUGGACGACGAGCCCAUCUUCACGUGUGACAACUGCCAGCGCGACUUUGAGUGCCUGGCUGAGCUGACGGAGCACCGCACCAACCACUGCCCCGCCGAUGGCGACGACGACCCCGGGCUCUCCUGGGUGGCGUCCUCCCCCUCCAGCAAAGACGUGGCAUCGCCCUCGCAGAUGCUAGGGGAGGGCUGCUGUGACCUGGGCAUGGGCACCGGGGAAGAGGAAGGAGGCUCGGGCCUUCCAUACCCCUGCCAGUUCUGCGACAAGUCCUUCAGCCGGCUCAGCUACCUGAAGAGGCACGAACAGAUCCACAGUGACAAGCUGCCCUUCAAAUGCACCUUCUGCAGCCGCCUCUUCAAGCACAAGCGCAGCCGCGACCGGCAUGUCAAGCUGCAUACGGGUGACAAGAAGUACAGCUGCCAGGAGUGCGAGGCGGCCUUCUCGCGUAGCGACCACCUCAAGAUCCACCUGAAGACGCACAGCUCUAGCAAGCCCUUCAAGUGCAGUGUAUGCAAACGUGGCUUCUCUUCCACCUCCUCGUUACAGAGCCACAUGCAGGCACACCGGAAGAAUAAGGAGCACGUGGCGUCACGAGCUGACAAGGAUGCGGGCCGACGCGGGGCCGGCAGUGGUGGCGAACUAGACCAGGACCUCUACAUGUGCGACUACUGCGAGGAAACCUUCAGCCAGACGGACGAGCUGGAGAAGCAUGUGCUGACACGCCACCCACAGCUCUCAGACCGGGCGGACCUGCAGUGCAUCCACUGCCCCGAGAUCUUCUGCGAUGAGGGUACGCUGCUGGCCCACAUCAGCCAGAUGCACGCUAACCGGAAGCACAAGUGCCCUGUCUGCGCAGAGCAGUUUCCCUCUGUCGAGGAUGUCUACUGCCACCUGGACAGCCAUCGGCAGCCUGACUCCAGCAACCACAGCGCCAGCCCCGACCCCGUACUGGGUAGUGUGGCCUCUAUGAGCAGUGCCACUCCAGACUCAAGUGCAUCCCUGGAGCGUGGCUCAACCCCAGACUCUACCGUGAAGCCGACGCGAAGUAGCCGUAAGCUUGCCCCAUCGUCCUCUGACCGUGAUGAGGGCGGUCAGGGCUGGUCGUCAUCCGGGAAGGUGACGUACAGCUGCCCAUACUGCUCCAAGCGAGACUUUAACAGCCUUGCUGUCCUGGAGAUCCACCUGAAGACCAUCCAUGCUGACAAGCCCCAACAGAGCCACACAUGCCAGCUGUGCCUGGAGACACUGCCCACCCUGUACAAUCUCAAUGAGCAUGUGCGCAAGGCCCACCGCGCCAGCAGCACUACGUCCGCCUUCCCGCUCCUGCAGUUCAGCAACGUCUCUGCUUUCCACUGCAACUACUGCCCUGACAUGUUCGGUGACAUCAACACCCUGCAGGAGCACAUCCGCAUCUCUCACUGCCUGCCUGGUUCGGGGUCCACUACCCUUGAAGGCAAUCAUGCCUUCUUUUGCAACCAGUGCUCUAUGGGCUUCUUGACCGAGUCGUCCCUCACCGAGCACAUCCAGCAGACGCACUGCAACAACGCUGUAGCCAAGUUGGAGUCCCCUGUACUGCAGCCGUCUCAGUCCUUCAUGGAGGUCUACUCUUGUCCUUACUGCACCAAUUCCCCCAUCUUUGGGUCUCUCCUCAAGCUUACUAAGCACAUCAAGGAGAACCAUAAGAACAUCCCUCUAGCUAACAACAAGCGCCAAGCUAAAGUGGCAGACCACAGUCCAGCAUCUUCUGAUGUGGAGAUAUCCUCCCCUAAGCGCCAGAGACUGGCUUCUGACACCACGUCGAUGAAUGCCAACGGGGAGUACCCUUGCAACCAGUGCGACCUCCGGUUUUCCAGCUUCGAGGGCUUCCAAACCCACCUCAAGUCUCAUCUUGAACUACUGUUGAGGAGGCAGUCCUGUCCACAGUGCAACAAAGAAGAUUUCGAGUCUCAGGAAUCCCUCUUGCAGCACCUGACGAUUCACUACACCACCACAUCCACCCAAUACGUCUGUGAAAGCUGCGACAAGCAGUUUUCCUCUGUGGAUGACUUGCAGAAGCACCUGUUGGACAUGCAUACUUUUGUACUAUACCACUGCACACUCUGUCAGGAGGUAUUUGAUUCGAAGGUGUCCAUCCAGGUUCACCUGGCGGUCAAGCACAGCAACGAGAAGAAAAUGUACCGUUGCACGGCAUGCGCCUGGGACUUCCGAAAGGAGGGCGACCUUCAGCUGCACGUCAAGCACAGCCAUCUCGGCCACCCAGCCGGCACUCCCGGCAGCAAGGCUCGCAAGUGCAUCUUCUGCGGGGAGACGUUUGGCACGGAGGUGGAGCUGCAGUGCCACAUCACCACUCACAGUAAGAAGUACAGCUGCCGCUUCUGCAGCAAAGCUUUCCAUGCGAUCGUCCUGCUGGAGAGGCAUCUCCGGGAGAAGCACUGUGUCUUUGACGUGGGUAGCGGCAACAGCGGCAGCCAGAACGGGACACCCAAUGGGGUGUCACAGGCCUCCAAGCGGGGAGGGAGCAGCGGCGGUGGAUCAGGCUCUGCCCCCGCAGAGUCAGCUGAUCUGCAGAAUGCACUACUCAAGGGCAGCCAGGACACGGCCAACAGUCACGAAGCCAGCGGAGAAGACGAGGUAGAUGCCUCGGAGCCUAUGUAUGGCUGCGACAUCUGUGGGGCUGCCUACACCAUGGAAGCCCUGCUGCAAAACCACCGGCUGCGUGACCACAACAUUCGGCCAGGUGAAGACGAUGCCUGCUCCCGCAAGAAGAAGGCUGACUUCAUCAAGGGCAACCAUAAGUGCAAUGUGUGUUCUCGGACCUUCUUCUCUGAGAACGGCCUGAGAGAACACGCGCAGACUCACCGUGGCCCCGCCAAGCACUACAUGUGCCCCAUCUGCGGGGAGCGCUUCCCCUCUCUGCUCACACUCACCGAGCACAAGGUCACACACAGCAAGAGCCUGGACACGGGCACCUGCCGUAUCUGCAAGAUGCCCCUGCAGAGCGAGGAGGAGUUCAUUGAGCACUGCCAAAUGCACCCAGACUUGAGGAACUCCCUGACAGGCUUCCGGUGUGUGGUCUGCAUGCAGACGGUCACCUCUACCCUAGAGCUGAAGAUCCAUGGCACGUUCCACAUGCAGAAGUUGUCCUCUGGUGGCGCCGGCCCCGGUUCAGCCUCGUCUUCACCCAACGGGCAGCUGCAGGGUCACAAGUUCUACAAGUGUGCUCUGUGCCUCAAGGAGUUCAAGAGCAAGCAAGACUUGGUGAAGCUGGAUGUUAAUGGUUUGCCCUACGGCCUCUGUGCUGCCUGUAUCAGUCGGGGAACCAAUGGGCAAUCACCCAGCAAUGGCGGCGCUGGGCCCACCACCCCCCAGGAGUCCGGUGAGAAGCUCCCAGCUGGACUGCGCUGCCCUGAGUGUGCAGUGAAGUUUGAGACUCUGGAGGACCUUGAGACCCAUGUCCAGGUAGACCAUCCAGAGAUGAGCCCUGAAACAAGUGGGUCGAAGAAAGUCACUGGAGCCUCCCCUGUCCCAAAAAAAAAAACCUAUCAGUGCAUCAAGUGCCAGAUGACCUUCGAGACAGAGCGCGAGAUUCAGAUACAUGUCGCCAACCACAUGAUCGGAGAUCCUACUCAGCAGCAAGAGGAGGGUAUCAAUCACGAGUGCAAGCUGUGUAACCAGAUGUUCGACUCCCCGGCCAAGCUCCUGUGCCACCUGAUCGAACACAGCUUUGAGGGCAUGGGCGGCACCUUCAAGUGUCCCGUCUGCUUCACGGUCUUUGUCCAGGCCAACAAGCUGCAGCAGCACAUCUUCGCUGUCCACGGGCAAGAGGACAAGAUCUACGACUGCUCCCAGUGUCCUCAGAAGUUCUUCUUCCAGACGGAGCUCCAGAACCACACGUUGAGUCAGCACGCACAGUGAGAUCCGGCCCCGCAGGACUCCUGGCUCAGCCCCGGCCCCCGACGCCACGCAGUGGGGGAGGACCAUUUCGACAUCACAGCCAAUCAAAGUGUCAUUUGCUACUCCCAUGUAAAACUCUUAACGAUUUGGCCACCAGGCGCAGCGAUUAUGAGCGGUGGGAAAUGAAUAUUAAUGGAAGAUAUUAAAAAAGAAAAAGGGGCAAAAGGAAGGGGGGAAAGGUAUUCUCCAUUCAGUAUUUUUAUCAUCCUGCUUCUCAGUUGUGCGUUUUUUUUUAACAAAAGAUAAGAGAAACGCCUCCCGUCUCGUUUCAGUCUAGAAAUGCUUACCCUGUCCUCUGUUGCUUCAUGUAUCGAGCUGUAGUAAGUGCCGAUCGCACCUCUUUUUGUCAUUCGUUGUCUGCUUUUGGCUUUUAUAUAUUUUUUGUACCUUUUAUUUCUCGCAGUAAAUGGUCCUCGUGCCGUGUCGUGAUCGCUUGCCAAACGUAAUAUGUUCUUUUUAUUAUUAUUUCUUUUUUGUAAUUACGGAAAAAAAUACAAAAAAUGGAAAAAAUGAAUAAAGUGGGGAAAAAUACAACGUAAUAGUUUUGAUUGGAUUUCCCAGUUGAUGACAAUGGUUAUUGUAAAAAUAAGUAUCAUCGAUUUUGCGUGACUCUGGACGGUGUCUGCUUUUAAAAUGUGAAGUGACCAGACUGCAUUAACUACUACAGACAAAAUAAACGAAUGAAUAAAUAAAUAAAUGAAUAAAGGGAA